AUGGCGUCGAGUCUGGUGGGCGCGACAUUGAAUCUUCUCCGCCGGCAAGCCGAAGACGUCGACCCAGACGAACCAGCCGAAGCUGGCCAGAAAGAGAUCUUUUCGUCAUGGGCACUCUUUAUCUUGAUCAUGCUGCUGAUCGCGGCGCUCUUUACGAGUUACAUCCUGCAACAAAAGAGGAUACAGGCUGUUCAUGAGACGGUCAUAUCUAUAUUUGCCGGCAUGAUCGUCGGGCUGGUAAUCCGCGUCACUCCAGGCACCGCGAUCCAGGACACGGUCAGCUUCGACUACCAAUUCUUCUUCAACCUUCUGCUACCACCUAUCAUCCUAAACUCUGGCUACGAGUUGCAUCAGGCCAACUUUUUUCGGAAUAUCGGGACCAUCUUGACAUUCGCGUUCGCCGGCACAUUCAUUUCGGCCGUCUCGCUGGGCCUGAUCCUGUGGCUGUGGACAAGAAUCCCCUUCGACGGCUUCUCCAUCUCCUGGGUCGAGGCCAUCUCGGUGGGCGCCACGCUCUCCGCGACAGACCCGGUCACGAUUCUGGCCAUUUUCAACCUCUACAAGGUUGAGCCGAAACUGUACACCGUCAUCUUCGGCGAAUCCAUCCUAAACGAUGCCAUUGCCAUUGUGCUGUUCGAGACUGCUCAAAGGUACCGAGAGGGAGGAGCGUCGGGCAAUCUGAGCAUCAUCAGUCUCUUUGAAGCCAUCGGCAUCUUCCUGCUGGUCUUCUUCACCAGUUUGAUGAUCGGCGUGGUGGUGGGAGUGGGCACCGCGCUUGCUCUGAAGUACACACUUGUGCGAAGGUUUCCCAAGAUCGAGAGCUGCCUGGUCUUUUUGAUCGCGUAUGCAACCUAUUUCUUUUCCAAUGGCGUGCACAUGUCAGGCAUCGUGUCGCUUUUGUUCUGCGGAAUCACCCUCAAGCACUAUGCAUACUACAACAUGUCCAGACGGACCCAGCUGACCACAAAGUUCGUCUUUCAAAUUCUGGCCCAACUUUCCGAAAAUUUCAUCUUCAUCUAUCUGGGCCUCACCUUAUUCACCGAGACCGAUUUGGUCUUCAAGCCACUGUUUAUUCUGGUCACAGUGGUUGGAAUCUGCGCCGCGCGAUGGUUGGCGGUCUUCCCGCUCUCCAAGGCCAUCAACUACAUCAUCCGGCUCCGAGCCAAACGCAGGGGCCGUGAAGUCGCCGAGGAACUUCCCUGGCAUUAUCAAGCCAUGUUAUUUUGGGCAGGUUUACGAGGUGCCGUCGGUGUCGCACUGGCUGCCGGCCUCCAAGGCAAUGAAGGGCCGGCACUGCGUGCAACUGUGCUCGUCGUUGUGGUGCUGACCGUCAUCAUCUUUGGCGGCACCACCGCACGUAUGCUGGAGAUUCUUGGCAUCCGUACGGGAGUGGUUGAAGAAAUCGACUCAGACGACGAGUUUGACAUCGAAACAACCAACGGCGGCACAUAUUAUAAGCGCUUAGGAACCGGCUUCGGUCACAAUCCCCUGCCCUCCAUCGGCCUAGACUACGUCGGCAACAGCCGCCCUGGUGGCGUGAACGGCUCCGCCUCCCGCCCGCGCAACGACCGGGGCUACAGCAGCAGCAACGGCCGCUCGCCGCCGUUGGGUCGCACAAGGGCCGCAAACCAUCGCAGACACUCGACCCUCAGCCAGCGCGAGCGCGAGGCCGCCGCGCAACAGGGCACUCUACUGUCCGCCAGCGGUUCAACCAGCGACGACGAAGACGCAGCCGACCUCGACCUCCCUCCUGCCGCUCCGCGCCGAAAACCCUCGCCGUUGGCGAUGCCGCCGGGCAACGAGAAUGCCGAUACAUACGACCCACGAGUGCGAUCGGCGCCGGAUAUCAUCUUCGGCACCGACACCCCCGACGGGGGCGAUAUGGGCAUCGUGGGAGCGGGAGCGGGAGCUGGCGUAGGAGCUCCUGUAGGAGCAGGCGCAAGCUCAGCCACCGGCCCCAGCAACAGUAUCAGGAACCUACUCCGUGGCGCUGCGGCAGAUCACACUGCAUGGUUCCGUCAAUUGGACGAGGACUACAUCAAACCACAUCUGCUGCUCGACCAACAUCAGGGCCAGGGGAAGGGCCCACCCCCUGUCUAG
Capronia epimyces CBS 606.96 is the source of this 2100-nucleotide messenger RNA. RefSeq names its product CPA1 family monovalent cation:H+ antiporter. NCBI's taxonomy places the organism in Eukaryota, Fungi, Ascomycota, Eurotiomycetes, Chaetothyriales, Herpotrichiellaceae. Gene Ontology annotation, cellular component: late endosome; early endosome; fungal-type vacuole membrane. The transcript is spliced from 6 exons. Bases 1 to 2100 code for a protein of 699 amino acids. Gene Ontology annotation, molecular function: sodium:proton antiporter activity. The record is from RefSeq and is a predicted model, not a curated record. Gene Ontology annotation, biological process: sodium ion transport; vacuolar acidification; proton transmembrane transport.